Messenger RNA from Carassius carassius (crucian carp), 1637 nucleotides. Its product is annotated as perilipin-2-like. Gene Ontology annotation, cellular component: cytosol; lipid droplet. Gene Ontology annotation, biological process: lipid storage; positive regulation of triglyceride storage. Lineage: Eukaryota; Metazoa; Chordata; Actinopteri; Cypriniformes; Cyprinidae. The transcript has 8 exons. The coding region runs from base 92 to 1351 and encodes 419 amino acids. The record is from RefSeq and is a predicted model, not a curated record.
UUUUAUAGCGUCAAGUUGACACAGCGUUUGAUUAGACAGCAUUACACAUCCCAGCACGCGGGACAGCGAGGGACAGCGGAUCGAUAACAGAAUGGCAGAUAGUGGGAAACCAGCAGAGAAGGACACAGAGGCAUCACAGGCUACUCAGGAACAACAGAGUGUAGUAUCCCGAGUGAGCAACCUGCCCCUGGUGAGUUCAGCAUGUGGUGCGGUGUAUAAUGCCUACAGCUCUACUAAAGACAGUGUGCCGCUCCUGAAAGGAGUAAUGGAGGUUGCAGAGAGCGGGGUACGCACGCUGGGUGCUGCUGCUUCUACGGGCUCCAAACCCAUACUAGACCGACUGGAGCCUCAGAUUGCAAUGGUAAAUGAAUAUGCCAUUAAAGGGCUGGAGAAGGUAGAAGAAAACCUUCCAGUUUUACAACAACCAGCAGACAAGCUGGUAUCCGAUACAGUGGGCAUGGUGUGCCAGUCAGUAACAGGAGCAAAGGAUGCUGUGGUGGGAGCUGUACUGGGUGGUGUGGAAAAGACGCGUAUGGCUGUGGCAGGUGGCAUAAACACUGUCAUGGGGAGCCGUAUGGGUCAGAUGGUCAGUAACAGUGUGGAUAAGGCCCUCACCCACUCUGAAGACUGGGUGGAUCAGAACCUUCCAAUCAGUGAAAAGGAGCUCGCUGAACUAUCUGAACCAAGACCAAGUGAGGAGGAAGGAUUCAUAGUAACUACUAGACCCAGCUAUUUCGUCCGCCUGGGAAAACUGUCUGCCAAAGUUCAGGACAGGGCACUUGAGCAGUCUCUCAUUAGGGCACGCAAGGCCAGAGACACUACACAUGCAGCUGUGACUCAAAUGACCAGCACUUUGGACCUGCUGGAAAGUGCCCGGGUAACCUUGGCCAGUGCCAACCAGCAGCUAGGGGGCGCUCCGGAGCAGUUACUGCAGAGAUGGAAAGAAUGGAAGGAAGGGCAGCCCAAAGAACUGCAGGAGAAAGUAACAGCUGAGACACAAGUAGAUACAACAAAAGACAAGGAAGAGGAACUGGAAUCGAGAGCUCUGUCGAUGGUAAGAGGUUUGAGUGAUCAGCUGAUGGCAGCAUGUUCAGGGGCUGUGUCCAGUAUACAGGGUCUCCCAGGCACUGUGCAGGAACAGCUUCUGAAUGCUCGACAUACAGCUGGAGAACUCCAGGCAUCUCUGAGCAGCACCAACACACUCACACCCAUUCUCUUAGAACAGACACGGCAGCAGAUGGGCCAGGUACGACAGUCAUUGGAUGGAGUCGUGGAGUACCUUCUCAAUAACACUCCUCUGAAUUGGCUGGUUGGGCCUUUUGCACCUCAGAAAACAGAGAAAGGCGAUUGAAAAUGCCAUACAACUUAAGUAAAACUGCAGAAAUAGGUUACUAUAUGGUUCAAAUUGUUGCACGUUUUAACUAUUUCCGUUUUCAAAUUUUAACUAGUGUUAACUGUAGUCUUCAGACUCACACUAAAUUGUUGAAAUUACAGCAUAAUGAACAUAAAAUGGCAAAUUAUCAUUUCGCCAAUGUCAGUAUUCUAAAAGUGUUGAAACCACUACCAGAUAGAGUAUGUAGGUUUCUGCGGGUGAUAUACUGCUGUGUAGCAUUCAAACCUUUGUGGUACUUAAAUAC